Gastrolobium bilobum is the source of this 761-nucleotide messenger RNA. RefSeq names its product gibberellin-regulated protein 1-like. Lineage: Eukaryota; Viridiplantae; Streptophyta; Magnoliopsida; Fabales; Fabaceae. The record is from RefSeq and is a predicted model, not a curated record. Bases 172 to 480 code for a protein of 102 amino acids. The transcript has 3 exons.
UUUAUAUAAAUCUACCUUUACUAAGUACUUGCCUACUUGUGUCCAUACAGCAUACAACUCUCAUCGAUCAACUAUAAAUAGGAGCUCUUCCUGUUUGUCAUUCCACGCACUUUAUAAACCUUUCCAUUAAGAUUACAUCUAGCUAUCUUCAAACUCCCCUUUCCUAUACACAUGGCUCUCUCUAAGCUUCUAGUUUCUUCCCUUCUUGCAUCACUUCUCCUCUUUCAUCUUGUUGAAGCUUAUCAACCGGAACCGCAGGCAUUGGCACAACCACAGGGUUCUGUCCUGAAGCAGAUAGAUUGUAAGGGAGCAUGUGCUGCGAGGUGCCGUUUAGCAUCUCGUCAAAACAUGUGCCACAGAGCAUGUGGGAGUUGUUGUAGACGCUGCAAUUGCGUACCACCAGGCACUGCUGGAAACCAAGAAAAGUGUCCCUGUUAUGCAAGCUUGACUACCCAUGGUGGGAGACGCAAAUGUCCUUAGACUUGGAGUUCCAUACCACGAAACCAUGCAUGACGUAUUAUGUUAUAAUAAUAUGCUUGUCGCAUAAACUGUUGGUUAAUAUAUGAUCUGAAGAAUAACGUCAAGGAAAAUAAAGCCCGUUUUCAAACGUGUUUGAAUCAUUGUGGGUUAAUUUGGAAGUGUAUUUAUGAAAUUAAUAAUCAUAUUUUUAACUUGUCAUUCCUUUCUCUUUUGUAUAUUGUAUUUAACUUGGUUGUACUGUCGUAUAUCAUUUAUAUUAAUAAGAAUUUCUUAUUUGAUAA